This is a messenger RNA of Misgurnus anguillicaudatus (oriental weatherfish), 1240 nucleotides long. RefSeq names its product dickkopf WNT signaling pathway inhibitor 3a (gene dkk3a). The record is from RefSeq and is a predicted model, not a curated record. Gene Ontology annotation, molecular function: receptor antagonist activity; co-receptor binding. Gene Ontology annotation, cellular component: extracellular region. Gene Ontology annotation, biological process: multicellular organism development; negative regulation of canonical Wnt signaling pathway. Lineage: Eukaryota; Metazoa; Chordata; Actinopteri; Cypriniformes; Cobitidae.
CAGCUGCAGCUCAUCUGAUGCACUGACAUGAUACAGACACCCUGAAACAGCAGCAUCAGCAACACUGCAGAGAUGUUUCUGCUUGUAUUUUAUCUGUGCUUGGGCAUCGUUAACGGAAUUAUACCCGAAACAUCCAAAACAGCUGUGGACAUCAUUGCCAAUGUGGAGACAAAGAUAUUAGAAGAAACGACGCUAAACGAAAAGGUGGAGGAACUGAGCGAGGACACGCAGCAGAAACUGGACGACGCAGAGCAUUUGAUGGACAAUGCAACUGCAGGACUCAAUCCAAACGUCUCCUCAAAUCCUCAGAAUGAAAGCAGUAUGGAAAUCAAUGCCGGGAAUCAAUCCACUUAUAUUACUGAAAUGACUAAUAAGACAACAGACAAUAUAACUGAUGAGAUGACCAUUUCUAGAGAGACACAGUCCAGUGAUGCAUCAAACAGCAUUGAUCAUGAGUGUGUCAUUGAUGAAGACUGCGGGGAGGGCAAGUUUUGUCUGUAUGAAACACGCAUCUCCAAGUGUCUGCCCUGCAAAGAGCUUGAUGCGACAUGUUCAAAAGAUGAAGAAUGUUGUGCAGGACAGAUGUGCGUGUGGGGUCAGUGUGCGCAAAACAGCACGAAGGGAGACGCGGGUACCACCUGUCAACACCAGAGUGACUGUAAAGAGGAUUUCUGCUGUGCCUUACAUAAGGCCCUGUUAUUUCCAGUGUGCAUUCCUAAGCCAAUAGAACGUGAGCGCUGCAUCAUUUCAGCCCAUCAUCUGAUGGGGUUGUUGUCAUGGGAUAUGGAUGUGGACGGUCCUCAAGAACACUGUCCUUGUGUUGGUAAACUACAGUGCCAACAUUUGGGGCGGGGUGCUCUGUGCUUAAAAAGUCUGAACUCCAGCGAGGAAGAUCUCGCUGACGAGCUAUACUCAGAGGUGGACUACAUCCUCUAGUGAGAAUCAACCUGCAUUAAAAGCAAGAUGAAGGAAUAUGCACGCUUCAACAUUGCCUUUAAAAGUUUUGCAGGACACCACUAUAACCAUCCAAACCUAUACAGGAGAAAUAAAACGCUGCUUUGGAAGUCUUAAUCUCGUAUUGAAGAGCAACACAGCAAGUGUAUACAGCAAGACUGAUGAAGCAUAAUAAAUUAUAAUGAGAUUCACUUCAUCUUAGGUAAAUGCAAUAGUGAUGCCAAGAAUUUCACUCUCAUGUAAUCUUACUUUGACUCGCUUCAGAAAAUAAAGUCAAUAAAACCUU